AAAUAAAUGAACACGACUAUAAGUUUAACACGACUCUCAGGUUAUUAUACAUUUAUAUUAUAUAUAUAUUAUUAAACUCUUGCCCUGAAUGCUGCGUUGCUUUUGACCCACGGCCUCGACUGUCCGCGAAGGGAGCAUGCAACCCGGAAGUGGAGGCUCAGAGUAGCGGAAGUGAGUGGACGGCGGCGGCAGCAGGUCCGAGUCCGGGUUUAACUUCACGCGGUCGGUGUCGCACGGUUCAUUGGCCGCGGUUUGUCGGGAGUCAACGUGUCCGAGUUCAUGACGUCGCCGAGUUUCACGGAUGAUUCCUCUAAACCGUUUCCAGUCGAUGUAAACGAGUCCACGAAGGACAAAGAGUCGAGGAGCGGACCGGCCGAUGAUCGGGUUGUGUUGACGUGCCAUGUCCAACCCCACGAUCAACGUGUGCCUGUCCGGUGACCCGGCACAGAAGAGGACAGGGAAGCUGAAAAACCGGCGUUUUUAUAAAGACGUGCAACACUUCGGGCAACAGGGACACGUGGAAGGGAGACGGAGAGACGACCCCCCCGUUGGGCCCAGACAUUACCAGACCCCACUCCACAACGGCGUGAGGUCAGAGGCCACUUCCAUACAGAGCACCAGUUUACCUCGGCCCGGCGGCUCGUGGCCUCCAGCCGCCGCUCACCGCCUGCCGGCCUCCACCCUGACCGCCAACAGCCGAGGAGGCCACGACAAGCCAAAGGAACCCGUGAGCUUUAAGUCUGCAGCCGCCGACCCCGGCCCCUCGGGAUCGAACAGCGCCAAACCCGCUGUCGCUUCCACCGCCAUCCCCACGAAGUUCCUCGCCAUGGACUGUGAGAUGGUGGGGGUGGGGCCUAAAGGGCACAUCAGCCAGCUGGCACGCUGCAGCAUCGUGUCCUAUGAUGGAGACGUCAUCUACGACAAGUUCAUCAACCCCUCCAUGCCCGUCACUGACUACCGCACCCGGUGGAGUGGAAUCCGGCACCGGGAUCUCAUCAAGGCCACGCCGUACCCGGAGGCCCGGAAGGAGAUCCUGAGGCUGCUGAUGGGGAAGGUGGUGAUCGGCCACGCCAUCCACAACGACUUCAAGGUGCUCGGCUACUCUCACCCGGCGGCCUUGACCAGAGACACGUCCCGGAUCCCACUGCUCAACCUGAGGGCGGGCUUCGCCGAGCACGAGUGUGCGUCCCUGAAGAGACUCACCAAGGCCAUUUUUAACCGCGACAUCCAGACUGGGAAGAAGGGUCACUCGUCUGUGGAGGAUGCAAAAGCCACAAUGGAGCUUUUCAAAGUGGUGGAGGAGGAGUGGGAGAGGAGGUUCGCCUCCAAACCACAGGGCAGAUAACGCCAGGGCUGUGGAGACGCUGUGGAAGUUGAACUGGAUAGUAAUGAGCGUUGAGGUGCAGCAGGUUAUGAGAUCUGAACUCACUGCAGCUUCGAGGAUCAACCCACUGUUAGUGUCCCGGGAACAAGCGAGUGAAGAAACCAGGAAGAGGGGAGCUGCUCGUCCAGAGCUCUGGAGAAGAAGAACACGAGCGACUGUGCAGAGACCUGGAGCUUCAACAGAAAGAGUCUUUCUCAGGUUUCUGUUUGUUAAGAUGGUGCAUCUGCCACUAGGGGGCAGUCAGGUAUUCAUCCCAGCAGCAAACAUACAUUAUUGAAACAGCAUCUGUGAUGGCAAACACCAAAAAAAACUGUUUUAAUCAGAGCAGAAGUUCAGCUGCUCGUGGACAAGGUCUUGCUCCUGAUGGGGAAAAAAUAUUUUCAAGUCUGACCUCAACUGCUGCUGAUGGAGCUCCAUCAUGUGUCACUCAUUAGUGCAGAUCUCUAUGGUUUUUAAUUGUCUUUUAAUUCAAAUCAGAGAAACAGAACUGGCUCAUUAUUCAGGAUUUGAUCGUUUCCACACACCCAUUUUAAAAAGUGACUAAACAUCUUGUUUAGUUUUUUUUAUCUUAAUGUUUAAAAACAAAGAAGCAAAGAUUUGCGAAGCUGCUCUUGAUCAUGUGAAGGUGUUUGUGAUGCACAGUAGAUAAUUCUAUAAGCUCAUAAACACCUCAGGUUCUGGUGCAUCUGAGCAGGAGCUUCAAAAUCUAAAUGAAUGUAGUCGCUGGUCUCAGCAAUUAACUGUACAGGUAACAGAUUGUUAAUCCCCCAAAGUAUGUGGGGGGGGGGGGGGACACACCUCAGUGGUGCUACAGCCACUUUGCUCCUUCACCGGCCGACGUUUAACAACUCAUCAGAUUAAAAAAACAAAAAGAUGGAUCCUUGUUUACCUGAGUUCUUGAAACACAUUCAAUCAGCUGAUUAUAUGAGUUUACAUGGAGAGAAACCACUUUUCUAUGCAACACCAGAUGAGUUCAGGUGUUCAGCUCAAAUGAACAAGUACAGUAACUGCUGUAAACACACACACACACACACACACACACACACACACAGGAGCGUCACCUGUGCUGCAACUUGGACUGUGAGUUUGACUUUAGAGGAGAUCUGAUCUAAUGUUGGUCAAGUUAUUACAACUGGAAGCUUUUAAAUGUUUUAACUUGAUCCAAAAUCAACUAGUUCUUCUUUGUGUUAUCUUCUUGUCACGUCAGACAAUUCACAACACACACCCAGUCGUCAGACUAUUGUUCUGGAAGGUGCUUCUCAUUGUGUCAACCUCCUUUUAUAGGGAGGAUUUAAUCCAGGGCUGUUGUAUCGAGCUGUUUCUAGACAGAGCUUCUGUCAGUGAGAACAAACGUCUGAGUCUCUGGACAUGUUCUGGAUCUUCUCCUGCAGCCUCCUGGUAAAAUGUGUGUAACAUGUCAGAGUCCAUGUGAGGAACCAGCAGGACAAUGUGUGGAAGCUUCCCAGUGGACGUGUUGAUGAGGUUUCUAACACGUGACGGACGUGAAACUGGAAGAACACAAACAUCUCAGGAUGAAGAAGAGGAGCUGAACACGAAGAAGAUGAAGACGUCCACUUGGAAACACGAGGAGAUUCCAGAUCUUCUGGUGAUGAGGGCCGAGGCCCGUGUGGAGGAGCUGUAAACAACAACACUGAUCUUCCCUCAGUCUGUGUUCAUUCUGUGUGUUACCCAUGGAUUAAACUUUUCUUCUUCCUUCUUGUUUGUUUUAAAAGUUAACUGUUGAUUAAAAAAAACUUUUUGAUCCUGCUAAA
Messenger RNA from Pleuronectes platessa (European plaice), 3156 nucleotides. RefSeq names its product interferon stimulated exonuclease gene 20-like 2 (gene isg20l2). Gene Ontology annotation, cellular component: nucleus. The coding region runs from base 401 to 1345 and encodes 314 amino acids. Gene Ontology annotation, molecular function: exonuclease activity; nucleic acid binding. NCBI's taxonomy places the organism in Eukaryota, Metazoa, Chordata, Actinopteri, Pleuronectiformes, Pleuronectidae. The record is from RefSeq and is a predicted model, not a curated record. The transcript has 4 exons.